CCUAAACUAGCUGACUUCUAUACUAAAUGAAGGCCAAAUGCCAUCGACAAAAAUAAAUUAAGUUGGUACACCUGGACUGGCCUACGCGCAUGCUCAUUACAGUGAUUAUACACCCAUUUUUUCAUCCGAUUCCGAAUUUCGUUUAUUUUUUUUCUAAUUUUAAACAGUUUUUUGUGUUACUUUCGUUGCAUUAAUACCGAGUAGAGCUACUGAAAACCAGUUAUUGAAUCCAAAAUAUAAAUAAAGGUAGAAUGUCGGCCGGAGACGAACCAGUAACAACUCCCGAUGACUUCGAACAUGAAAACGAAACGAACUACAAACCGCCCCCGGAGAAGUCCAUCGAGGAGAUCCUGCAGAUCGACCAAGAGGACGAGAGCCUCAGGAAAUACAAGGAGACCCUGCUGGGACAAGCCCAAACGGGCCCCAUUAUCGUCGAGCCCGACAAUCCCCGAAAGGUAAUCGUCAAGCGACUGGUCCUCGUGGUAGCCGACCGACCCGAAGUGGCCCUCGACCUAACCGGAGACCUGUCGAAGCUGAAAAAGGAGACCUUCACCAUCAAAGAGGGCGUUUCGUACAGAAUAAGAAUCGAGUUUAUCGUUCAAAGGGAAAUCGUACACGGGCUGAAAUACAUACAGAAGACCAGCAAAUUGGGACUACCCGUGGACAAAAUGACCCACAUGGUGGGUUCGUUCGCGCCCAAGACUGAAAUACAAUCGUACACCACCGCCGCUGAGGACGCCCCCUCGGGGCUGAUGGCCAGGGGCGGUUAUUCGGUGCAUUCUCUGUUCACCGACGACGAUAAAAACGAGCAUUUGAAGUGGGAAUGGUCGUUCGAAAUCAAGAAGGAUUGGAAAGACUGA
Molecule: messenger RNA, 860 nt
Organism: Phyllotreta striolata
Lineage: Eukaryota; Metazoa; Arthropoda; Insecta; Coleoptera; Chrysomelidae
Source: the annotation of a GenBank genome assembly